Hippopotamus amphibius kiboko is the source of this 375-nucleotide messenger RNA. RefSeq lists its product as uncharacterized. Lineage: Eukaryota; Metazoa; Chordata; Mammalia; Artiodactyla; Hippopotamidae. The coding region runs from base 1 to 375 and encodes 124 amino acids. The record is from RefSeq and is a predicted model, not a curated record. The transcript is spliced from 2 exons.
AUGGCUAAGAUAUCCAGGAAACUACCAAAGCCUAACACAGAUACAGACCAAGCAACCUCAAGUUCCAAACAAGAGAAGACUGAGUCUCCCUCCUCUGAACCCAGGUCCAGAGAUGGUGCCAAGGCACUGAAGAAAACCAUGAAGGUAAAAAAAAUCCUUCAAAGGAGAUUGAGUAAAAGAGCCGCUGAAAAAGCUGUCAACCCUGUAAGAAAGCCUAAGAAAGCUAGAGGACCAACACUCUUCGGCCAUUACCGCAGGCUGAAUGAGACACUGAAUCAAAAUCAAAAUCAAAAUGAGCCAGAGCAGAACCAAGAGGCCUUGCAGGAGCCUGCCGCUCUGAGUGACGACGCUGACAGCCAGGAAACUUCAGAGUGA